UCUCCCCGCCACCUUCUUAGGCAUGGCCACCCUCACCCGUCUCUACCUCGCCCUCUGGAAGUUCCCCUCCACGGUCGGCCUCCCUUCCGCCACUUGUUUCCCGAACCUCCGUGAGCUGGAGCUCUGCACCGUCCUCAUGGAGGGCAGGGAUUUGGACUUCAUCCUCGACAGGAGCCCUGUGCUGGAGAAUCUCUGUAUCCAGGGCAAUCUAUUAAAGUUUCACCUCCGCCUUGUUAGCCAAAGCCUCCAGUUCGUGCGGCUCCUCGGGUGCUUCGUUCAAGAAAUCUUUGUGGUGCACGCCCCAAGACUUGAGCAGCUCAUCCAUUCGGAAGCUUGGAUCCCUGGUGGCAACUGCUCCAAGAUCAAGAUUGGCCAUGCCCCCAAGCUUCAGCUGUUGGGAUCUUUGCAUCCAAGAAAUCAUGUACUAGAGCUCGGCAACACCGUCAUCAAGGCUAGGACAAGGGUCAGCCCAAGCACCAUGGUACCAACUGUAACAUUCCUGGGUAUGGAAGUCCAUUUCGGAGUCCGCAACGAUCUCAAGAUGAUCCCUAGUGUCCUCAGAUGUUUUCCAAAUGUUACGGCGCUCCACAUCAGGUCCGGGAAAACUGAUCAAUCCACUGGCAAGCUCAACCUAAACUUCUGGUAUGAUUCUGGUGCCAUUGAAUGCAUCCACUGGAGCAUCAAACGGCUCGAUUUCUAUGACUUCCAAGGCGGUCGAAGUGAGCUGGCAUUCCUCAAAUUUUUCUUUGAGACCGCAUUUGUGCUGGAGGAGGUGGUGAUUCAGUUGGCCACUAGUUUCACUUCGAUGGAAGAGGUGCAUUCCAAAUUGGAGAGCCUAGGGUCCAUCCAACUGGCCAGUGAAGCCUGCUCAGUUCUGGUCACUGGCUGUCCUGGUUCUGAUCAAGAGUGGAGGUUACAUUAAGAGCUUCAAGAGAGGUUCUGAAUUUUCUCUUUGGGACCCUUUUGCUAACUACCAUGUUGCUGCACUAUGUGCAUGAAAGCCACCGUUUGAGAUUUAUUUACAGGGUUUGAAGAUUCGUCCCACCUCUGUGUUCUACUAGCAUGAUUAGCUUAAGUAUUGUAGUACAAUUAUUGGUAUGCACAAGUAUGAGCAUGUUGCAAUUAUCUUUUUUUUCUAGCAAUUACGGACCACUGUACUUGUGUUCCAUGUGAUUUCCUUAGCUAGCUAUGAUCUGCCAAUUAUUUUUUGCUAAACAGAUCAGAUUAUGCUGGUGAGAAUUAGUGAUGUCUGAGCUAAUUCAUGUUCCGUGUAUUGUCA
Messenger RNA from Lolium rigidum, 1279 nucleotides. RefSeq lists its product as uncharacterized. NCBI's taxonomy places the organism in Eukaryota, Viridiplantae, Streptophyta, Magnoliopsida, Poales, Poaceae. The record is from RefSeq and is a predicted model, not a curated record. The coding region runs from base 23 to 922 and encodes 299 amino acids. The transcript is spliced from 3 exons.